Molecule: messenger RNA, 3509 nt
Organism: Felis catus (domestic cat)
Lineage: Eukaryota; Metazoa; Chordata; Mammalia; Carnivora; Felidae
Gene: CACNG4
Product: calcium voltage-gated channel auxiliary subunit gamma 4
Exons: 4
Coding region: 53-1036 (327 amino acids)
Biological process (GO): neurotransmitter receptor transport, postsynaptic endosome to lysosome; neurotransmitter receptor internalization; postsynaptic neurotransmitter receptor diffusion trapping
Cellular component (GO): AMPA glutamate receptor complex; voltage-gated calcium channel complex; postsynaptic density membrane
Molecular function (GO): voltage-gated calcium channel activity; channel regulator activity
Source: RefSeq, a predicted model, not a curated record
GGGCGGGCGCGGCGGGCCGGGCCGGCGGGCGGCGGACUAUGAGGCGCCCACCAUGGUGCGAUGCGACCGCGGGCUGCAGAUGCUGCUGACCACGGCCGGAGCCUUCGCCGCCUUCUCGCUCAUGGCCAUCGCCAUCGGCACCGACUACUGGCUCUACUCCAGCGCGCACAUCUGCAACGGCACCAACCUGACCAUGGACGACGGGCCCGCGCCCCGCCGCGCCCGCGGCGACCUCACCCACUCGGGGCUGUGGCGGGUGUGCUGCAUCGAAGGGAUCUAUAAAGGCCACUGCUUCCGGAUCAAUCACUUCCCAGAGGACAAUGAUUACGACCACGACAGCUCGGAGUAUCUCCUCCGCAUCGUGCGCGCCUCCAGCGUCUUCCCCAUCCUCAGCACCAUCCUGCUGCUGCUUGGCGGGCUCUGCAUCGGCGCCGGGAGGUUCUACAGCCGCAAGAACAACAUCGUCCUCAGCGCGGGCAUCCUCUUCGUGGCCGCAGGCCUCAGUAACAUCAUAGGCAUCAUCGUCUACAUCUCCAGCAACACAGGUGACCCAAGCGACAAACGUGAUGAAGACAAAAAAAACCAUUACAACUACGGUUGGUCUUUUUACUUUGGAGCCCUGUCCUUCAUCGUGGCCGAGACCGUGGGUGUCCUGGCCGUAAACAUUUACAUUGAGAAAAAUAAAGAGUUGAGAUUUAAGACCAAACGGGAGUUCCUCAAGGCCCCCUCCUCGUCUCCCUACGCCAGGAUGCCGAGCUAUCGGUACCGGCGACGACGCUCACGGUCCAGCUCGAGGUCCACCGAGGCCUCUCCGUCCAGGGCGGCGUCUCCGGUGGGCCUGAAGAUCACUGGGGCCAUCCCCAUGGGCGAGCUGUCCAUGUACACGCUGUCCAGGGAGCCCCUCAAGGUGACUACCGCCGCCAGCUACGGCCCCGACCAGGAGCCCGGCUUCCUGCAGCUGCACGACCUGUUCCAGCAGGACCUACAGGAAGGCUUGCGCGUCAGCGUGCUGAACCGGCGGACGACCCCCGUGUGAGCCACCCCCCUCUCUGCACCGGCCUCUCCCCAGAACAGCUGUUUGGAUCCCACAGGAGGGCAUCUGACCCUUAGGCUGGACCGACCACGGACUGAAGCCAAAACCCAACCCUCCCUCGUCUCCAGAAAGUGUCACGGGCUGGCUGGGAGCGAAGUGCUGGGAGACGGGAGUUGGAAGCCGAAGGCUGACUUUGUCCCCGAGAGGGGUGUUUUGACGGCCCAGGAUUGCGAGAUCUCCUGAGGCUGCAAGGCCUUGACCAACCUGGGAAAACAAAAUCGAGCCAUUGUCUCCUCUUGGAAAUAAUUCUUGCCGGAAGGACGGGCUUUCAGAGCCCUCCCUCUCUGCCUGGGUGAGGGGCCACCGGGCGGGAUUCACCGGGUACACGGGGACCUUUGGACACUGGUCAGGUGCCGUUUGACCUGAGGUUCUGGGUCUGUGAGCGGGAAACGAGGAAGCCGAAACUUGCCCCCUUCCUGUCUGUUUCUUGCUCUCUCUCUCUCUCUCUCUCUCUCUUUCUCUCUGGCAGUGGCCGGUUGUUGAAAUAACAGUGAUCCUGAGGAGAAAGCCCCUGUGGCCAACUGGUGCUUUGGCCUUUGUGCUAUCCUGGGGCCGGCUUCCCUCGACCUGAGGAGACCAAGGCCUGUGGAAGAAUUCGCAGUGGAGGAGGCCAUUCGCUGGUCUGGGUGUGAGGUAAACCCAGAGUCUGUGGCUUGGCAUUCUGGUCUGCUUCUAGAAGUUUCUGCCGUACACAGAAAGGGCAAGACGCUCUGACUGUACUUGAGAGUCUGGAAGAUUCCACGGGUCUGAAGGAAGGUGCCCAUAUGGCCUCUUGCCGUGUCCCUCCCCACGGACCCUCCUCAGAGCAGCUCUGUCCCUUCUUGGGGAGCGGAGGGGGCAGACCCCCCCCCCCACCGGCGUUUGGCAACAGGAGCCUGAACUUCUGUUCGAGAAAGGGAGACCCGAGGGUGAACAGCGGCCAACACAUCAGAACAAACAUCCGUUUCCUAAGUGGUUAUUGAUCGUGACUGGUUGCAAAUGAAGGCCAGGGGAGCAAGUGACACUCGGUUCUUCGUCCAGACAACGGCAGCAGCAGCCCCUCCCCCACACCCACUCUUGUCAUUUAUUCUGCCACCACCCGAAGGGCUCAGCCGAAGGAGUUCGGGCAGUUUGGAUGAAAAGGCCGCGCUGUGUUUUCCUUCCUCCUCGCGGGAGGGACAUCUCGGCACUCUGGAACCGAGGCGGCGGUUCCGCGUUGGACGUUUUCUUCCAACCACAACCAUCUCUUCCCAUCCCGAGGCAAGCGGAGAAGGCAGACGCGAGUGUGGGUUCAGAAGACAACCUUUCUGGAACAGGGAUCUCACCCUCUUUUAUAUAAAACACGUGCUUUCUAAAGACAAAUCCUUUCUUACUUUUUGAGACUUGGUCGUCCGAUCUCGAGCGGUCGCCUGUGGUCCCGCUAGCUGUCAUCCUGAGAAGUGACCAGCGAAUUCUUACCUCAGCCACCUGCUCGCCGACCCCCUGGGCGGACUCAGCCCCCAGGAGUUGAGAUCUGGGUCACGGUCAUCGCCAUCCUCCUUCACCCCCGGAGAGGAAAUCUCCCCGGGGACCCCUCGCCUGACUGCCCCGGAGCGCUGGCCAGCCGAGGCGCGGUGUGCUGGGGACCCUCCGCGCUUGCCCGAAACCCCUUCCUCCCGUUGAGGUUGGCUUUGUGUGGUGGUUUGUCCAAGCAUGUGCAGCCGUGAAUGCUGGAGCGUCAGGGCUCGUGGCCUGCCCUGCUGGGGGCCAACCCCGUCCCGUCCUGCCCCCAACCCGACCGCCCUUGGUGCCCCACCCCCCCCAUCUGUGACCCCAUCUUCCCGGGCUCAAAGGAAAGGGGGCAACAUCUGGGAACCCAUCACCCCGCCAGGUCCCCAGACUCUUCUGUCACUUCCCAAAGCAAGGCAGCCGUGCUGUUUCUUCCACAUAAGUCACCUCCUCCCCUGCUGCCCCGGAAGUUUCUGUCAUUUCAUGCAGAAAGCUGUGUUCCCAUGAAUCCUACCUCUCGCCCAGUCCCAGGCAGAGAAUGUGGGGCCCACUCUAGGGACCAAGAAAGAGUAGAAAGAAGCAACAAAGAAGGACAGAAGAGCAGGGAGCAGAACCACCUCAGAGCCCCUGGUCUUCACAGCCUUUCUCCCCACCAUGCCCGGGCUCCCGGACCCUCUGCCCGGGGCCACCCUUCUGCGCACCGCCCCCCAGCCAGGGGCGCCUGGGGAAGUGGGCGGAGCUGGCCCCCUGCCACCUGUCAGGCUGAGACCUUGCGUCCCCAGAGGGGGACGCGGGGGCCUGUGCCCACCUCCUCCCAUCCCACCACCCUCUCCAACCAGCCCCUGUGUGUUUCGCCCGUUAAGCACCUGUGAAUCCUGUUACCUACUACUGGUUUUGGGUUGUUAGUUCUGUCUUUUUUUUAAUUAAAUAAAAACCUUUUUGAAAUGUU